AUGUGGCAAUUACUUGAGCAGCGCACUGAUGGGCUGGAAAUUGCCUUUGAGCGCUGCAAAAACUGGUCUAAAUAUGCUUCUCAAUUGCUUUCCUUUGCACGUGCCAGACUUUCAUUAGAACAAGAAUAUAGCCAAAGAUUACUUAAAAUGUCAGACCAACAAUUAGGCCCUCUAACAAAUCAACAAAUAGAAAAUCAAUUUUCAUCAUUAGAUCAAAAAAUGCCUUUAUCUCUUUUAUUUGGACAAUUAAUGGAGAAUACUAAACAAUUUGCAAGUAGGGCUGAUUCUACUGUACAACAAUUACAACAAAGAUUUAUUGAGAGCUUAGAAAGUCGUCAAAAAGAACACAAUAUAAGAAGAAGAAAGCUUAAAGUUGAAUAUGCAAAACAACGAAAGCAAAUGGAGACAUGUGUCGAAGAACUUCGAAGAGCUCGACAAACACAUACAAAUAAAGGAGAACAAUAUUUACGUGCUCGGGAAGUAACAAUUCGUCAAGAACGUGAAUGCCAUCAAAUACUGCCAAUAAAUACACAAAAACAACAAAAUUUAUUAAUUCGGAAUAGUGAAGGAAAUAGCAGUUUAGGACAACAACAAAUAUUUCAAAAAAGGCGUAAAGAAGUAGAAAAACGUAGAAAAGUUGAAGAAGAAGCUUUAAAUAGAAAGGAGGAUGCUGAACAAGAAGUUUGUAGAUUAGAGAGGGAAUUGGAUGGAUAUAGAGCUAAAUUGAAUGAAUUGAGGUGUCGAACAAUUCAUGAACUUUCUGAUUUAAUUCGUCAGUGUGAAUUAACAACAAUUGCUUGUACUGCUACACUUCUUAAAGGAAUUGCCAACCUUUGGGCGCCUGUUCCUCAAGAACUGGAAAGACUCGCUGAUGUGGCAAGGACCAGCCAACCGGGUCAAGAAUUUAUGUCCUUCCUUCAACAACAACAAUCUAAUUCUUUACUUACUUCAAAUGUGUCAACAACAUCAAAUGGGCAAUGUAAAAUGAUUGACUCUUCUAAUUGUUCAAAUAUUCCUUUUUGCUCCUCUGAUUCCGGCUCUUCUCCCCAUCAACGUCCAACAACCCUUUUAGCUACACAAAAAGGAAGUAGUACAACAACAAGUAUUGCUUCAGCUUGCUCAUCUUCAAUUCCUUCUCCAAAUAGAGCUGUUCAACGAAGAAAUGCUUUGGCAGCAGCCGAAGAACAUUUACUUGUUACGGAGGCCCAACAAAAGCGUAGAACAGCUAGUAAAACUUCAAUGGCUAAACUUUUUGAUAUUCAAUCAUCCUCUUCUUCCUCUCCAUCAGCAGCAGUUAACAAUAUUUUAGCUUCUUCCUCUUCUUCUGGUGGAAAACAAAAUUUUUCUAAUUUAUAUUCAGAAGCAGCACGUACUCAUAAAUUACAAAGAACUAGACAAGUAGCUAAAUGUGCACAGUGUGAACAUUUAUUACUUUUUGAUGCUUUAAAAUGUCAAUGUUGUGCCUUAGUUUGGCAUCGUAAAUGUUUACCAAAUGUCCAAAUUCGUUGUGGCCCAAAUAUGAGAAAAUUUGAUGAACAAAAUGACGGGAAAGAUUUAAAUUUGAGAAGAACAAGUAUUUUUGGAGUCCCUCUAAAUAUACAUUUGGGUGAACAGAAGAGACAAAUUCCAUUAAUUUUAGAAAAAUGUUUGGAUGAAUUACAAAGGAGAGGGAUGUGUUGUAAGGGUUUAUAUCGUACAUGUGGUGUUAAAAGUAAAGUUGAAGAAAUUUGUGUUCAAUUUGAACAAAGCACAAACGAUUCGCCUGUUGAUUUAAGUAAUGUACAUCCUAUGAAUAUUGCUUCCGUAGUUAAACUUUAUUUACGUCGAUUACCAGAACCAUUACUUUCAUAUGAAUUAUAUACGGAAUGGUUAAGUGUUGAAAUAUAUUUAAAAGAGGGAGGAAAUGAAGAAGAAAAUAAUUUAAUAAAAAAUAAAUUAGAAGAUAAGGAAGAUGAAGAAAAUUAUUUAAAAUUAAUUAAUUUAUUAAAACAACUUGUUAAAAAAUUACCAAUUCCAAAUAUGCAAACACUCCGAUUUCUGGCAUUACAUUUAAAUAGAGUUACUUGGUUUGAAUUACAAAAUUUAAUGACUGCAUCAAAUUUAGCAGCAGUUAUUGCCCCUUCACUUCUUUGGCAACGUUUACCUCUCCCUAAUGCUGUUGUUGGAAGAGGAGGAAUUAAUUCUAAUAAUCUUUCUCAACCAACAAAUAAUAAUCAACAACAACAAUUUAUUAGCGAUGCCCAUCGUCAAAGCCGUGCAGUAGAAUUAAUUAUUAAAUACGCCUUUGAAAUAUUUGAUGAAGACCGCCGUUUAGAUUGGUGUAGAUUCUUUGCCGAUUAUCCAGGUGUAGCACAACCACAAAGAAGGCAUUCAUUAGCAGCUACGGCUGGGGCUUCUGAUUCUUCUUUGCCUCCACAAUCUGUCAGAAUGGGAAUUAAUAAUUCAAAUAGUGUUUAUCAUUCAACAUUGGAAUCAACAAUAUCUACAAAUAAUGAAGAUGAACAAAUUGAAGGUGAGGAAGAAGAAGAAGGGGAAGAAGAUGAUGAUGAUGAACUUUUAUUGGAUAAUGAAAUGGAAUUAUUAGUUAAUUGUCCAAAUGAUUUAAAUAAACAAAAAAUUAUUUUUGGAAGAAGAAAAUCUUUGGGAACAACAAAUUCAACUAAUAAUAUAAAUGAAAAACAAAAAUUGAAUAGAUUGAAAACAUUGGGGACAGUAAUGGGGAAAAGUUUACCACUAGAAGAUCCACCACCAACUAACCAACAACAACAAUUUUUUAUUCAAAAUAACAAUUUAAAAUAUCAAUUUCAAUCCCCUUCUACAGCGCCAUCUCAAAGACGUUUAAAUUUCCAAGCACACAAACAACGCUCAUUUACUACCUCAAUUUUAGUUUCCCCACUUUCUAUCAGACGAAAUGAAAAUAAUAUUAAUAAUAAUAAUAAUUAUUAUUUAAAAAUGAAUAGUGAAAAUAUGGAAAAAAUGGAUUUGAAAAUAAAAAAGUAUUUUUAA
Molecule: messenger RNA, 3006 nt
Organism: Meloidogyne enterolobii
Lineage: Eukaryota; Metazoa; Nematoda; Chromadorea; Rhabditida; Meloidogynidae
Source: the annotation of a GenBank genome assembly